Messenger RNA from Cyanistes caeruleus (blue tit), 1461 nucleotides. RefSeq names its product aprataxin (gene APTX). The record is from RefSeq and is a predicted model, not a curated record. Lineage: Eukaryota; Metazoa; Chordata; Aves; Passeriformes; Paridae. Gene Ontology annotation, cellular component: nucleus. Gene Ontology annotation, molecular function: single-stranded DNA binding; protein binding; double-stranded RNA binding. Gene Ontology annotation, biological process: single strand break repair.
CACAGGCCGGUCUGCGGCCCGGCCUACUCCACGCUACUGCGCCUGUGCCAGGACCCGGCGCCCACCCUCGUGUCCGCGGGCAGAGUGCGCCUGCGCUGGGCCACGCGCCGCGGCGGGAGCCGCUACCUGGUCACGUGGAAGACGCGCUGCAGCAGCUGAUUGGCUGCGGCGGCUGCGGCGCGAACGUCGCGCGCGCGCACAGUGAUGCACGUGUGCUGGCUCGUGGGGAAAGAGAAAUGCACUCAGCGUGUGAAACUACCACACUUGGAAGCCGUGGUAAUUGGGCGCGGCCCAGAGACUGGGAUAACGGAUAAAAAGUGUUCACGGCAGCAAGUUCAGUUAAAAGCAGACUGUAACAAAGGGUAUGUCACAGUUAAACAGAUAGGAGUCAACCCAACUAGUGUUGAUCUUGUGAAUAUUGGCAAGGGUGAGGUGGUGAAAAUGAAGCCAGGCCAAGUUCUGCAUAUUGUGAAUAACCUUUACCCCUACACGGUACAAUUUGCCGAAGAGUCUGGAAGAACUGUUCCGAAAGCAGAUAAGAUGCCACGUGAGGACUGCUGUGAGAAUGAUGAUAAAGAGCUUGUGCCCAGAAAAACAAUGAAGUUGGAGUUGGUGGAUACACAAGGCAGUUCUACAAAUCCAAAGCUAAGCAAUAUCAGUGUAUCUACACAUGAAGGAACUUCAAGCAAAAAGGAACAUUUAGGACACUGGAGUCAGGGUCUAAAGAGCUCCAUGCAAGAUCCAAAAAUGCAGGUUUACAAAGAUGAAAAGACUGUAGUCAUCAAGGAUAAAUAUCCCAAAGCACGUUACCACUGGCUUAUCUUACCAUGGGACCCCAUUUCAAGCCUGAAGUCAGUCACCAGGGACCACCUUGAACUCCUGGAACAUAUGCAUGCUGUUGGGCAAAAAAUGAUCGAACAGUGCCCUGCCAGAGAGAGCCUGGAGUUCAGACUGGGUUAUCAUGCUAUUCCCAGUAUGAGUCAGCUACAUUUGCAUGUAAUCAGUCAGGAUUUUGAUUCUCCAGCUCUGAAAACCAAAAAGCACUGGAAUUCUUUUACUACAGACUACUUCUUAAACUCUCAAGAUGUGAUAGAGAUGGUAAGAAGCAAGGGAAAAGUGAUGGUGAAAGACAAUACCUCUGAACUUCUCAAACUUCCCCUCAGAUGCCAUCGCUGUAAACAACAGCUGUCCACAAUCCCACAGUUAAAGGAACAUCUUAGGAAACAUUGGCCAAAAUGAUUUUGCAAAAAAUCAUCUUCCAGUCUGUCUUCAGAUUUCAAGCCAACACAAAGACUACAAAUUGUUAAUGGAAAUGUGUGUUUAUUAACUGGAAUUGCAGAUAUAAUGUGUGGAAAAGUAGCCUGGAAACAGCAGCAUACUAAUUUAGUAAUAGCUUCAACAAAAAAAACAAGCCCUCUUCUUCCUCCCUACUAAAAAUAUAAAUAAAGUGAUUUCUGAAAU